Messenger RNA from Osmerus eperlanus (European smelt), 1638 nucleotides. It is a transcript of the gene ftr66, whose product is annotated as finTRIM family, member 66. The transcript is spliced from 6 exons. The record is from RefSeq and is a predicted model, not a curated record. Gene Ontology annotation, molecular function: zinc ion binding. Lineage: Eukaryota; Metazoa; Chordata; Actinopteri; Osmeriformes; Osmeridae. The coding region runs from base 165 to 1619 and encodes 484 amino acids.
AGCUCAUCAAGAGCAGUCCUGCCAGUGGUUACACAACUACUGCAAGGAUGCUAUCACAGGCUACAGUGGCAAAGAACCUCUUUAGAACCUUCCGCUGUUGUUAAUAGACAAGGACCUCAAGUAUCAUCCACUUUUUAACAGAAACACUUUUAUUUUGUCCUGAGAUGUUGGACCAACAGAAGGAGACAGGAUCUCAAGAAACUGCCUUCGGUAACGGCCACCUGUUGGCUGGACCCGGAGAUGUGUCGUGCGAUUUCUGCACUGAGGAAAAGUUCAAAGCGGUCAAAUCCUGUCUGGGGUGUCUGGCGUCUUACUGUGUGAGCCACGUCCGCUCCCAUUAUGAAUCUCCUGCCCUGAGGAAACAUGCGUUGGUGGAAGCCACAGUGGACCUGAAGGAGAAGGUCUGCUCCCACCAUGACAAGCUGCUCGAGGUGUACUGUCGGACCGACCACAGAUGCGUGUGUCUGCUCUGUGUGAUGGAGGAGCACAGGGGACAUGACACGGUGCCCGCUGUCGUCGAGAGGACAGAGAGACAGAGACAGCUGGCAAGAACUAGAAGAAAAUUUAAACUGAAGAUCCAGGCCAAAGAGAAAGAGCUACUGGAGCUCAGACGGGUUCUGGAAUCUCUCAAGUUCUCUGCCCAGGCAGCAGUGGAGGAGAGUGAAAGGAUCUUCUCUGAGCUGCUGCAUUCCAUAGAGAGGAGACACCUUGAGGUGAGAGAGUUGAUCAGAGUCCAGGAGGAGACAGCAGCCAGACAAGCCAGGGACCUCCUCGGGAGACUGGAUCUGGAGGUAGCUGAGCUGAGGAGGAGAGACGCUGAACUAGACAAGCUUGUGCACACAGAGGACCACAUCUACUUCCUCCAGAAUUAUCAAUCCAAUUUUACGGCAACUGAACUCACCAAGUCCCCCGGUGUCACAGUGGUUCCCCCGUUGGAUUUUGUUGAGUUGCGGUUCUCCAUGUCAGCCCUCAAGAGGAGACUGGAGGACCUUGUCAAAGGGGAGUGCUGCAAGAUAUCCAGGGCAGCGAGUGCAGUGAAAUUAUUGCAAUGUCCGGAACCAAAGACCAGAGAGGAGUUCUUGUACUAUUCUUGCAAGCUCCCACUGGACCCCAAAACAGCCCACAGAGACCUGAAAAUCUGUAAUGAGCGUAGGGCAGUGACUGUCAGGACCAGAAACCAUUUCUGUCCCGACCACCCAGAGCGCUUUGAAUACUGGUGCCAGGUGUUGAGCAGUGAAGCUUUAUCCGGAUGCUGCUACUUGGAGGCAGAGUGGAGUGGCAGUGGAGCCAAAAUCGCUGUCGCAUAUCAGAGCAUAGCUAGGAAAGGCGAGAGAAACGACUCUCAUUUUGGGCACAACGACAAGUCCUGGAGUUUGUUCUGCUCGAGGAAGGGUUACACAUUCUGGCAUGAUAAUGCAGCGAUUCGUAUAGUCGCACCGAUGUCCUUGAGGAUUGGAGUGUACCUGGAUCACAGGGUAGGGACUCUGGCCUUCUACAGCAUAGCUGAUACAACAAUGACUUUGCUACAUAGAGUCCAGACUGUAUUUUCUCAGCCUCUCUUUCUUGGGUUUGAGUUUGUGUGCUUUGGGGUUUCUCUUCAAGUGUGCCAGGUUGAAUGAUUAGAUAAUCACAAACACC